Equus caballus (horse) is the source of this 590-nucleotide messenger RNA. The record is from RefSeq and is a predicted model, not a curated record. Lineage: Eukaryota; Metazoa; Chordata; Mammalia; Perissodactyla; Equidae.
UAGAAACUUCCUACUACAACCCACUAAUCCUGAAACCAUGAGCUGCUACUAUUAUGGAAACUCCUACGGAGACUGUGGCUAUGUCCCCAGUUAUGGCUGUGGAUAUGGCCCUGGCUAUGGCUAUGGCUAUGGCUAUGGAUGCAAGAGCUACAGAGGACUGAACUGUGGCUAUGGUUCCAGAUAUGGCUGUGGCUAUGGUUGUGGAUUUGGAUCCAGAUAUGGCUGUGGAUAUGGUUCCGGCUAUGGCUAUGGUCCAAUUUGCUACAGAAGAUGUUAUUUCUCUUGCUUCUAGAACAAGCACAACCUUUCUCCCUGAAGCAAUUCUUCCAAGAUCAAAUCUACUUCAAGGUCUUCAUCUGAAAGGCUACGUUCAGCUUAGAACAAGGUCACCUCCUACUUGAAACCACUUAGGCUUAAUAGAGCCUGAGUGAGCAGUAGUUCCAUAAUGAGCUGAAAAUUAAAGGUCUGCCUUGGAUUAUUUUUCAAAAGAAACUAUAACCUCUUCAUAUUUUCUGAUUCUGUAUUAUGAAUUCUAUCUGGUUGGAGAAAAUCACGUCUCCACCCCAAUAAAUAUGCUUCUUUGGAUCUAA